This is a messenger RNA of Candoia aspera, 1736 nucleotides long. It is a transcript of the gene XXYLT1, whose product is annotated as xyloside xylosyltransferase 1. Gene Ontology annotation, molecular function: xylosyl alpha-1,3-xylosyltransferase activity. The transcript is spliced from 4 exons. NCBI's taxonomy places the organism in Eukaryota, Metazoa, Chordata, Lepidosauria, Squamata, Candoiidae. Bases 14 to 1189 code for a protein of 391 amino acids. The record is from RefSeq and is a predicted model, not a curated record. Gene Ontology annotation, biological process: protein O-linked glycosylation via N-acetylgalactosamine. Gene Ontology annotation, cellular component: endoplasmic reticulum membrane.
GCUGGCGGCGGCCAUGGCACGUCGUCUGGCGGCGGCGGUGGUGCGCCCUCAGCCGUGCGCCCUGGCGGCGGCGGCGGCGAUGGCCCUGGCGUGCGCCCUCUACUACACGGGCUCGGGCUCGGGUGCGGGGGAGCCCGCCUCGCCCCCGCCGCCCCCCGGGCCGGGGGCGGAAAGCAAGGCCAAGGCGGGCGAGGAGCUGCUGCGGCAAGCGCCGGAGGGCGAGGCGGAGCUGCACAUGCUGGUGGUGCUGGCCAAGGCGGAGCGCAACGAGGCUCUGCGGGCCAAGGCGGCGGCGGCGCUGCGCUCGCUGGUGCGCUUCGGCAAGCUGGGCCCGCAGCAGGCGCUCGCUCUCCACCUGCUCUGCGACGCGCCCAGCCGGGCCCCGGCCAAGCUGCUCUUCCACGACGCGCUCCGCCGCGCCGCCUUCAGGUGGUCUUCCAUGACGUGGAAGUGCUGGCCCAGAGGCUGCUUCCCACCGUGGAGGCAAUGCAGAAGCUUUUCAGCGCAGGGGCCGGCAGCUACUACAGCGACUCUAUUUUCUUCCUCUCUGUUGCCAUGCACCACAUCAUGCCCAAAGAGAUUUCGCGGAUCAUACAAGUGGACCUGGAUGUGGAGUACCGGGCCAAUAUCCGGGAACUGUUUCAGGAAUUUGACAAUUUCCCUGAAGGAGCCGUUAUCGGCAUUGCCCGAGAAAUGCAGCCAGUCUAUCGGCACGUCCUCUGGCAGUAUCGGCAGGAGCAUCCCGGGACCAGGGUGGGAGAGCCGCCUCCUGAUGGGCUGUCUGGGUUCAACAGUGGGGUGCUGCUGCUGGACCUGGAGGCCAUGCGCCAGUCAGCGCUUUACAACCAUCUGCUGGAACCGGCAGUGGUGCAGCGGCUGGCCAGCAAGUUCCACUUCAGGGGCCACCUGGGCGACCAGGACUUCUUCACCCUUGUGGGCAUGGAGCACCCCGAGUUGUUCCACGUCUUGGACUGUACCUGGAACCGCCAGCUCUGUUCCUGGUGGCGCGACCACGGCUACGCCGAUGUCUUCGAGCAGUACUUCCGGUGUGACGGCCACGUCCGGAUCUACCACGGCAACUGCAACACGCCUAUCCCGGCGGAGUAGCUGCUGCUCAGGGGGCGGGGGGGGCGCUGCACAUCGGACUUGGGGGCAGCGGCAGGUGCACGCAAGGAGACCUGAGACCUGAGGCACGCAAGGAGACCUCGUGGCAUCCCAGGAAACAGUCCAGCAGCCCAGGCCAGUCUGGCCAGGGUGCUGGGUGCCAUUUCCUCCCUGGGAGGAAGCCCUCACCUGGAAUUGCACUCAGUGUCUGGGCCUUGGCCUGGGGGGUGCGUUGGGCAGAAAGGCCCGUGCAGUCAGUGUCCCCUGCCUGUUGGUGGGACAGUCUUGGCCUGGGAAGGAGGCCGCUGGGCUUUGUGUUCAGGAUGCAUCUAGAGGAGAGGAUCCAAGCCACCAUCCCUUCUGAUCGACGGAUCUGUGCGCUCUGCUGGCAUCAGGAGCCUCGAUUCAGACUCUUGACAGCUGGCCCGGUCUGGGACUCCUGGCUGGAGCUGCCUCUGCAACAGGCUCUCCUUGGGCGGGUGGGUGGCUGGAUGGGGCUCGCUGGCUAGCAGUGGCCUACUGACCUAGAAAUCGCCCCCAUAACCAAGAGGAGAAGGGGAGGGGGGGCAUGGAGCACAUGCCCCAGGCGGCUUCUCUCACUUCCCUAACCCUUCGCAAUAAAAUUUAAGGCG